Messenger RNA from Amoebophrya sp. A120, 1984 nucleotides. Lineage: Eukaryota; Dinophyceae; Syndiniales; Amoebophryaceae. The record is from the annotation of a GenBank genome assembly.
GCUGCACCGGGAACUGCAAGGUCCGUACUGAUUUAAUUUCGUUCAGCAGGUCCGAACGUCUUAAUUCGGAUGUACAUACAUGGCAUAGAUUUAGCUGCUUUUGACUUGUUCGAAAUAUCGUCGAGGUUUGUGGACGGUCAUUACUCAUUUUCCUUGAAAAUUGACAUUGAUUUUUGUUUUUCGCGUCAGGUACUAGCUGCCCAAGCGUCCCCGCGGACGAAGCAAAGAAAACCUGAUCAUACCUUCACCUGGACUAGUACAUCAUGGCCCUGGCGGUGAUCAAGAAGAUUCGGUACGCGAUCGUGGCGUUGUUUGCCGGUGCGGCGAGUGGUCUGUUGCCGCCACAGGAGACGGAGUUUGCCGAUGAGAAUGCUACCCCCCCACCCCGAUCAACAUGAUAGCUUGAGCCGCACCGCCUCCCGGAGUGUCUCUAUUACCGGCUCCGGGGACCUUUCGUCAGAAGCGGCGCAACAAGGGGGAGCGGCGCAUCUGCAGCUUCUGCAGCAAGAAAGUUCCGUCAUCAACGGGGGGCCCGUCUAUGGAUGCGACAUCACAUGCAGUUGCCCACCUCCUCCAUCCGUCACACGCUACGCAUUCUUUCGGGGAUUUCCUUCAAUCCGCUACCGGCCCGAUACAACGAACGACGACGAGAAGAAAGUGCCUUCGGAGAGCCUGGAACUUAACCGCGUCUACGUCAGCGCAGCAGGUGUGUCCCUGUCCAGAGCCUGUGCGAGUGCAAUGGCACCAGGAGGAGACGCCGAUCGUGCCUGCAGCGAGUACUGCAAUAACUACAGCUACGAGCUGAGCAAUUGUCGUGUUAGUUAAGGUGAAGCCGGCAAAGGAAAAGGAAUCGUAGACGAUGGUGAUUCUUCAACCUCUGUCACUUUCUGCACAGGUCAGAAUCAAUGAUGAAAAUGUAAAUAUUCAUAAGAUCAUAUAGUUGGUUGACGGUGAGUCGAAGCGUGCGUAGUUCUAUUUUGUAGCAUUCAACACACCUCGACCUCUCGCACUUUUGCGCUAAGACGGGACUUCGACUUCUCAUGUUCUCCUGGGGGCGAAUAAAAUUAAAGUAUACACCUGUUUCGCCCGGCGCUGAUAAUUUCAAGGUCAUGUUCAUGCAGAAACAAAGAUCUAAUUCUAAAUCAAGAUCAUCAUCACCUGAAAUCAUGAUUUCUCUGCACCGCGAGUACGCCAGCUGCUCAAGAACAAGAUCGCCAAUGCGAUCAGCAUGUAUAUCGGAAUGUGAGAUCUGCACCAGUUCGGUGAAUCAUGGCAGCAGGAUCUGGAUUUUCUUUUCUAUCCAUGGUUAAUCUCGAAAUUUUGAAGAGGAUCCAAACGCAAACAGAAACAGUUCAAGGAGCAAUGAUACUAGCCACGUACGCUCCGCCUGUAGCAAUGUGCGUCGAAGUUCAAUUAUUCCGCUAGAUCGAAAAGCAAAAAGAAAAAGUAGCUCAAGGGGCCGAGGCUGAUUCUCCAGGCCGGCGUGGCGCAGGCAGACCUCCCAGCCGGGGCCCGUCUGUCAGACCUGCCUGCCUUGGUCGCUCGCCGGGACCGGGAUCGCCGGGCGGGACCGGGACCGCCGGCGAUCUGAAACUGCAGCGCAGCACGCCACCCGAAGGCGCACGCGUCUGCCUCCUGUUCCACUCGAUGGAUGCAGCAGGCACUGAGUGCCAAAAUCGAUUUGCUUAAGAUUGUUUGCUUCCCGCAAGCUGUUCAAGCCUUUGAGAGCCUGGGGCGUCGUUCUUCCUUCCAGCGCUGGACACGCUUACUUAGUUCAGCCAGCUUUAGCGACCUUGCCUGCUAUUUUUGCUGCUUCUGCAAUUCAAAAGCUUCCCAAGUUCUGCUGCUGGGCCUCACCUUCAAGCUUUGCCUUUUCUUUCGCUUUCACUUGUAGCUUUUGCUUUUUUACUUUUAGCUUUGGCUAGUGCCCUCGCUUUUACUUUUAGCUUGUACUUUUACUUUUAGUGCUUACCUUCAGUCUUCG